Molecule: messenger RNA, 2210 nt
Organism: Paramecium sonneborni
Lineage: Eukaryota; Ciliophora; Oligohymenophorea; Peniculida; Parameciidae
Source: the annotation of a GenBank genome assembly
AUGGGAAGGGAUGUGAUAAUAAAAUGGAUAAAUGUGAAAUGUAUAAUUCUAUAAGUUAAUGCAUAGUUACCUUAGAAGGAAUGAAAUGUUAAUGGGCUGAAGGAUCUUGUUUUGAUAUUUAAUAAUCAUGUUUGCUAUAUUUCAAAAAGAGUGAAUGUAUAAAUUAAAGUGAUGGAUAGAUAUGUAUUUGGAUAGAUGGUUCAUGUUAUAAUAGAUAAUGCAAACAUGCUCCAAAAUCAUAUUCAACAUAUGAAUAAUGUUAGAAAUAUGGUAAAAAUUGUACAACAAAUGGGAUGGGAUGUACAAAUUAUAAAAAAUGUUCUGAAUAUAAAUAUUUAUCAUCUUGUCAAAUAGGUAGUGAUGGUUAAUGUACAUUAGUAAAUUAAUGCCAAAAGAUUUCAUGUGAGAGUGCUCCAACAACUUUAAAAACAGAUUCUGAAUGUUCAAAUUUUUUAAAUAAAUGUACAACAAAUGGAUAAGGAUGUAUAGAGAGAAGAAGAUGUUAAGAUGCUUAUAUAGAAGAGGGUUGUAAAUAUAAUAGUUAAGGUGGAAUAUGUGUUUGGUUUAAUGACUAAUGUUAUGAUAAAACAUGUGAGACAGCGGAUAAAUCUGUUGAUACAGAGAAAUCUUGUGAAGAAUAUUAUCCUAAAGCUUAAUGCACUACUAAAUUAGGAGGUGGUUGUAUAUAGAAAAGUAAAUGUAAAGAUGUUUAAAUAGAAAUAGCAUGUACUACUUAAUAUGAUGGAUAAAAAUGUUAAUGGUAAGAUGGUGUUUGUUCAUUAAUAAAAUCUUGUUCUAAUAUAAAAGGUACUGAUCAUAAAAUUUGUAAUACUUUAUAAAAUGAUUGUACAAGUGAUGGAAAAUAAUGUGUUCCUAUGCAAACUUGUUCUAAUACUCUAAAAGGUGUAUCUUGUGUUCAAGGAACAGAUGGACCUUGUUUGUGGAGCAAUUAAUAAUGUUAUAGAUAUACUAAAUGUACUGAUUUAAUUUUUAGUACUCAUUAAGAAUGCAAUCAAAUUCAUUCAUAAUGUACUACUAAUGGAUAUAAUUGUAUAGCUAUCAAUACUUGUGCUAAUACUCCAAAAAUUGGAUGUUAUGUUGGUAUUAAAGAUAAUAAUAAUAUUUAAUGUAUAUGGGCACCUCGAUCUAAUAAAUAAUCAGCUAUCUAAUAAUGUACUGAAUUCAAAAAAUGUCAAGAUGUUUAUUAUCUUAAUCAUAAUGAUUGUUAUAAUUAUUCCUAAAGUAAAUGUACAACCGAUGGAAUUAAUGGUUGUAUCCCAUUAGAUUCAUGUGAUAAAUAUGAUAAAUAAGUAUCAUGUGUAAUUGAUAAAGCAGGUAAAAUAAUUAAUAAAUCUGGAGAUAUAACAUCUACUGGAUUCUGCUUUUGGAAUAAUAAUAAAUGUAUUUCAUAAGAAUGUUCUUAAUUAAUAGGAACUACUCAUUAAUAAUGCAAUUCAUAAUUAUCUAAGUGUACUUCUAAUGGUUAAAAUUGUCUCCUCUAAAGUACGUGUAGUAUAUUUUCAACUUAUAAUUCUUGUAUAGCUGCAACAGGAACUGAUGGAAAAUGUACUUGGCUUAACAAUCUUUGUAAUUCUAUGAAAUGCUCAGAUUAUCCUGUCGCUUAAUGUUCUCUCUUCUCUACUGAUUGUAUCAGAGAUGGAUUGAAGUGUUAAGAAAUCAAUCACUGCUUUUCCUACAAAACUUAAUCUGCAUGUGAAAAUGGAUUUAAAAAUUCAUUUUGUAAAUGGGUUAAUAUUAAUACUUAGAAAGAUUAAUGUAUAGAAAUUUAAUCUUGUGAGAUUGUAAAUGAUAAUGAAAAAACUUGUAAAAACUUAUCUGAUAGAUGCUAUUGGUAUAAAACCACCAGCUAAAAUUAAACUUCAUAUACUUGUGCUUAAAAAAAAUGUGAAAUUCAAACUAAUAACACUUGUACUGGUUUUUAUGAUUGGGAUAAAUAAAAUUACACCAUUUGUAUAUUAGAUAGCAAAAAUUAAUGUGUUCCUGCUGAUCCCUCUACUUUAACAUAAGAAGAUUGCUUUACCAAAACAUUAUAUCAAUAUACUUGGGACUCUACCUCUAACAAGUGUCAAAUUUGUAAUCCAUAAUCCAUUCCUAAUAAUACAACUGAUAAUAAAACCGAUAACAAAACAGGUUAAUUUACCACAAUUUUGCUCCCAACAUUAAUGGCUAUUCUAUUUCUUUAAAUUUGA